Anneissia japonica is the source of this 4502-nucleotide messenger RNA. Its product is annotated as hyalin-like. The annotation marks the transcript as partial. The record is from RefSeq and is a predicted model, not a curated record. NCBI's taxonomy places the organism in Eukaryota, Metazoa, Echinodermata, Crinoidea, Comatulida, Comatulidae. The transcript has 18 exons.
UAUAACUAUUCGAGUAUUAGAUACUGGAGAUCCUGUUGUAUAUUCCUAUCCUGAAAACAUGACAGCCAAUACUGAUUUUGGUCAGCCUACUGCUGUUGUCAAUUGGACAGCUCCAAAUGCAACAGAUAAUUCUGGAAUUGUUCUAUUUUCUUAUGAAACAAAUGGAACUUCAUUUAAUAGCCCAUCUUACAACUUCCCCAUAGGCCUCAGCGAAGUAGCAGUAACUGUUGCAGACCCAUCUGGAAACAAUGUGACAGGCGAAUUUUACAUUACAGUUCAAGAUAUGGAAAAUCCAAACAUCACAUGCCCAAAAAAUUCCUCAAAUUAUUAUUCCAGCCUCUCCCCCGAUGCUUGGGUAGUAAACACCGAUGUUGGAAAAAUGUUUGCAGCUGUAUUUUGGAACAUGCCUGAUGUCAGUGACAAUAGUGGCGAAACUAGUCUCUCCGAUCCAUCAUACUUCAGUGGAGAUAUCUUCAAUGUAACAGAGAAUUAUACUGUUGUGUAUACUGUAUCUGACCCCUCCGGCAACAAAAAUAAUUGCUCAUUUACAAUUGUUGUUAAGGACAAAGAACCACCUGUUCCAAGUUGUCCAUCACUAGUUACUGGUGUGACCGAUGAGGGAAAAACGAAUGGCACCGUCAGCUACAACCUUACUGUCACUGAUAAUGUUCAAGUUGCCAUGUUCUCAACCAACUAUACAGACAUUGAUCCAGAUAACAUGACAAUUGAUGCAGCUUAUUAUGCUAUUGAGACUAUUGGUGUAUUUCCAAUUGGAGAAACUAUAAUUGAAUACAUCUUCACUGACAAUGGAUCGCCUACAGGAAAUGAAGCUACAUGCUAUGUCACAAUACAAAUUGAGGAUCAAGAGAACCCUGAGAUUGUAGAUUGUCCAAUGGAUAUAACAGUUAACACAACAAAUGGGGAACCAGUUGCUAUCAACGUCAAAUGGACGGAGCCAACAGCUACUGAUAACUCUGGAGAAACACCAGAACCAGAGUCUGAUUACACCUCUGGUGACAAUAUUUUUGUGAUUGGUAACACAACAGUGCAGUACAAUGCAACAGAUUCAAGUGGUAACUUCAAUGAUCGCUGCAGGUUUACUGUCGCUGUUGAAGAUAAUGAGCCUCCGGUUAUAACUUGUCCUACAAAUAUUACUUCAAACAACUUCAUCGCUGACUCUUUUGGUUUAAUAAAUGUGAACACAGAUGAAGGAAGUCCAAAUUCUACUGUCACAUGGGAUCAGCCUGUCACAAGUGACAAUAGUAAUGAAAAUGUGACGGUAGUGUCGUCACCAUACCAAUCAGGUGAUAUGAUACCAAUCGGAAACUCUUUUAUUGAGAUUGUCUUUACGGCAACUGAUUCUUAUGGUAAUGCUGAUAUGUGUGUAUUUACUAUCCAAGUCCAAGACAAAGAACUACCUGUUCCAAGUUGUCCAUCACUAGUUACUGGUGUGACUGAUGAGGGAAAACCAAAUGGCACCAUCAUCUACAACCUUACUGUCACUGAUAAUGUUCAAGUUGCCAUGUUCUCAACCAACUAUACAGACAUCGAUCCAGAUAGCAUGACAAUUGAUGCAGCUUAUGAUGUUACUGUCACUACUGGUGUAUUUCCAAUUGGAGAAACUACAGUUGAAUACAUCUUCACUGACAAUGGAUCGCCUACAGGAAAUGAAGCCACGUGUUAUGUCACAAUACAAAUUGAAGAUCAAGAGAACCCUGAGAUUGUAGAUUGUCCAAUGGAUAUAACAGUUAACACAACAAAUGGGGAACCAGUUGCUAUCAACGUCACAUGGUUGGAGCCAUCAGCUUCUGAUAAUUCUGGAGAGACACCAGAACCAGAGUCUGACUACACCUCUGGUGAAAAUAUGUUUGUGAUUGGUGACACAACAGUGCAGUACAAUGCAUCAGAUUCAAGUGGUAACUUCAAUGAUCGCUGCAGGUUUACUGUCACUGUUGAAGAUAAUGAAGACCCAGUGUUUGAUUGCCCUGAUGACAUCAGCAUGAUGUUAACAGACUCAUCCCAAUUUUACUCCACGGUAUAUUGGAAUGUAUCAGCAACUGAUAAUUCAGGCACUGUAAACUUGAAUUGUACAAAACAGUCUGGUGACCAGUUUAAUGCUAUUUGGCCAAUUAAACCCCAGAAUGUAACUUGUAUAGCUGAGGAUCCAUCUGGCAAUGCUGCCUUUUGCUAUUUUUCUGUAACAGUAUAUGAUGAGGAAAAUCCAGAAAUAAUGUGUCCAAGUGACUUCAAUGUAACAACAGAUGCUGGACUACCUACUUCUUUCAUCAACUGGACAGUCAGCUAUACUGAUAAUACAGAUGAUCUGUAUGAUGUCACAGUAACAGGAUCUGGUGCAAGUUACAAUCAAUCAGGAGAAGCUUUUCCUAUUGGAACAACAACACUUAAGUAUACAGUAACAGAUGUGUUUGGAAACAAUGAAAGCUGUACUUUCAUGGUCAUCGUAAAAGAUGAAGAAGAUCCAAAUAUCAUUGGAUGUCCUAGUAAAAUUACUGUGAAUACUACUGCUAUGUUACCAUAUGCUAAUGUGACAUGGAUAGCUCUUAAUGCCACAGAUAAUUCAGGGAAUGUUACCUUGGUUUCUACACAUGAUUCUGGUGAUGGGUUUGGUUUGACAACUACAACUGUUGUGUACACUGCUACUGAUCCACAUGGUAACCAAGCAAUUUGCUCCUUUAAUGUCACUGUGUCAGAUAUGGAACCUCCAGUUUUAUAUAAUUGUCCAAAUGACACAGUUAUUGGAACAGAUACGGGCCUUGCAACUCGUAAUUACAGUUGGACAGCACCAACAGCUGACGAUAAUGCCGAUGAUAAUCCAUGGAUAUCCUCAAACAUCUAUUCACCUCACGUGUUUGAAAUUGGUGUGCACAACAUCACAUUUAAUGCUACUGAUGACUCUGGCAAUGUUGCAACUUGUAGCUUUACUGUAGAUGUCAGAGAUAUGGAGCCCCCAUCAUUUAAUGGUACAUGCCCUUCCAGUCCAUUAGAGGUACCAACAGAUACUAGAGAUGACAGACCGUUUGGUGAAAUGUUUGCAACUGUGACGUGGAAUAUACCAACAGCAAUUGACAAUGUGAAUGUGACGAUGAUUACUAACAACAGUUAUCCUGGUCUUCAAGUGUAUUUCAAUUUGAGCUCUUUGUAUGAUCUGAAUGUAACAUAUAUUGCGUUUGAUGAAGCUGGAAAUAAAGAAUUGUGCAACUUUUUAGUUAAAGUCAUUGAUGUUGAAAAUCCCUUCUACUAUAACUGUGAUAACACAAGUGGUGCAGCUGAUGUUACCCUUAACACAUCUGUAGGUGUUGAUUAUGCACCAUAUUCUUGGUCACAACCCAUAUCAGGUGACAACAUUUUAAUUGAUACAGCUAGGUCAUCACCAAAUAUGUCACCAGGUCAAGACUUCAGUAUAGGUGUCACUGAUGUUGUUGACUUCAUAUAUGAUACAUCUGGCAACAAAGCUAGUUGUAAUUUUACAGUUACUGUUAUAGAUGUAGAGAAUCCUGUUAUUGCAAACUGUCCGAAUAAUACAGCAAAUUCAACAGCACCAGGCAAAAUGUAUGCAAAUAUUACUUGGUCUCCAGAGCCUACAGUUACAGAUAAUGUUAUGGUAAAGGAGUUUAAUCAAACCCAUAGUCCUGGAGAUAGUUUUGAUGUUGGUGUGACUACAGUGACAUACAUAGCAGUUGAUCCUUCAGGAAAUGAAGACAAAUGUGUUUUUAAUGUAACAAUAGAAGAUUUGGAAGACCCAGUUAUAUCCAACUGUCCAAAUGACAUUCAUCAGAAUACAGAUAGCAUGGAACCGACAGCAGUAGUGAAUUGGACUGAGCCUACUGCUGUGGACAACGAUCGUGUUGAACGCUUCGUAAGAAACUUUGAUUCGGGGGAUGCAUUUGUCAUUGGCAUUACAGAGGUCAACUACACUGCAAUUGAUCCUUCAGGCAAUGUGGACAUAUGUUCAUUUUUAGUAAACAUUACCGACAACGAAGACCCACACUUUGAUUGCCCUGAUGACAUCAAUAUGACAUUGACAGAUUUAUUCCAAAUUUACUCCACUAUAUAUUGGAAUGUAUCAGUUACUGAUAAUUCAGGCACUGUAAACAUGAAUUGUACAAAACAGUCUGGUGACCAGUUUAAUGCUAUUUGGCCAAUUAAACCCCAGAAUGUAACUUGUAUAGCUGAGGAUCCAUCCGGCAAUGCUGCUUUUUGCUUUUUCUCUGUAACAGUUUAUGAUGAAGAAAAUCCUGAAAUAAUGUGUCCAAGUGACUUCAAUGUAACAACAGAUGCUGGACUACCUACUUCUUUCAUCAACUGGACAGUCACCUAUACUGAUAAUACAGAUGAUCUGUAUGAUGUCACAGUAACAGGAUCUGGUACAAGUUACAAUCAAUCAGGAGAAGCCUUUCCUAUUGGAACAACAACACUUGAGUAUACAGCAACAGAUAUGUUUGGAAACAAUGAAAGCUGUACAUUCAUGGUAAUCGUAAAAG